Messenger RNA from Drosophila innubila, 1923 nucleotides. It is a transcript of the gene Plzf, whose product is annotated as zinc finger protein with KRAB and SCAN domains 8. Gene Ontology annotation, biological process: regulation of transcription by RNA polymerase II. The record is from RefSeq and is a predicted model, not a curated record. Gene Ontology annotation, molecular function: RNA polymerase II transcription regulatory region sequence-specific DNA binding; DNA-binding transcription factor activity, RNA polymerase II-specific; protein binding. The coding region runs from base 46 to 1524 and encodes 492 amino acids. Lineage: Eukaryota; Metazoa; Arthropoda; Insecta; Diptera; Drosophilidae. The transcript is spliced from 2 exons. Gene Ontology annotation, cellular component: nucleus.
UAUUUACAUACAUUUUCAUUGUUGAUAUUAUUAAAUAAAAUAAAAAUGAGUGCAUCGCUGCAAUCGCCUGUCCUUCAGCCCACAUUGCAUCAGCCACUCCACUCAAAAGUCUCAAAUUAUUUAAACAAUCAACGACGCACUGGACAAUAUUGUGAUUUGCUGCUUGAAUUGGACUCGGAUGAUGCAGCCUGCACUUGCAGCGUUCAUUUUUGUGUUGUGGCUGCUCAAAGUCAGCUCAUAGGUCUCAAUCAGCAGAAGCAACAACAAUUUUCCAUACAAAAUCCGUUAAAGGUUACGAUACGCAACUUCAGCUGCACCGUUUGCCUGCAUACAAUUGUUGACUUCUUCUAUGAGGACAUUGUAUCCGUGUCAAAGGAACACGAGUCACAUUUUCGCGAGUUGGCCAAAAUAUUGUCUGUUACUGAGCUCUUGAAUUUGUACCAAAUUGAACAGGUUAGCGACGACAGCUCAGGUAUUGAGCCAAAAGCAAUGGCAGCUGGAGAUGUUGAAAAUAGUAUUCUGCCACCUGCCAAAAAGCCCGAUGUUGUAUUUGAAAAUCAACAAAGCUAUUUUAAGCUAAAGAAUCCGCGUGCCGUUAAGUCCAGUAGCAAAAUCAAUUACUGUAUAGGUUGCGAUUUUAAAUGCUACCAGGUUCAAAAGAUGAUUGACCACAUGACCAGUUGUGAGCCAUCGCAUUUAACGUGUUCGCUCUGCGAAGUUGGUUUUCUGGAUUGGCGAGUGUAUGACGCUCACCUCCGUCGACAUGGCUCUGAUAUGCGCAAGCCCUUUUUCUGCCUGCAGUGUGAUAAUCACUUCAGCACUCGAGCUGCGUUGCUUAUCCAUCAGCCGAAACACUCGACAGAAACGCCGCAUGUCUGCACGCAUUGUGGCAAGGCUUUCAAAUGGAAGCAAGGACUUAACAACCACAUGUUGGUGCACAAACCUGAGAAGCAGAUGCUCUGCGACGUCUGUGGUUACAGCACAACUCAUAUGAAGGCUCUCAAGAGUCACAAACUACUACAUACCGGCGAGUUCUUUGCCUGCACCGUUGCGGGCUGCAAACAUCGAGCGAAUCGUAAGGAAAACAUGAAGCUGCACAUUGAGACGCAUAAGCAGGGACGCGAUUUCAUUUGUGAAAUAUGCGGCUGCAAGUUCAGCCAGAGUAAGAAUCUCAAGCGACACGCACUGAAGCACACGGAGGGUGGCCCAAAUCGUUACAAGUGCCAGUUGUGUGGCUUCAGUAGCCAUCGCUCAGACAAGAUGAAAGAGCAUGUGCAGCGUGUUCACACGGAAAAGGCUGUACAGCUAGAACUGUCGGAGACAGUCGACAGCUCUUUUGAGAACAAAAUGCCCGAUGAUUUCGCUUUGCCACCGAUUGACGCAUUGCCAUCCGCAGGAAAGGACAUUAAGGCCACAGAGCAGCAUAAGAAUUACCGCAAAGUCACAAGAGAAGUUCCAACAACGGUUGUAAAGCGCCUAAAGACGCUGUUACCAAAACAAACUUUUGGCGAGAAUGGGAAAUGAGGAGUACAAAACAAAAUGUAAUUGAAUUGAGAAGCCAAGCUAUUGAAAGACCGGCUACAUUAGGUUUAUUAUAAUUAUUGUCUCAAUAACUUAAAAGACAGUUGAAUGUAUCCAUCUUCAGAAAAAGAAUUGAAGAGCUGGUCAAAUGAAAUUGAUACGUCAAUGAAAUGACGUGCCUUAAACCUAACAACUGGCUAACAGUUUGCAGCGACUUCAGCUUGAUCGAAAGAGAGAGGGCUUUAAAGAGAAAGAGUACGACAUACCGAGAGUACUCAAAGCUUUCGUUAUUCAUAUGAAAUGCAGCCACAACCAUUGUAGUUUGAUAUUUCAAAUCGAAAAGACGUGUCCUCAACUAAAAUACAACCUAAACUCAAACGUGUCUUUGGCAUCAUAAAACAA